This is a messenger RNA of Megalobrama amblycephala (Wuchang bream), 1547 nucleotides long. It is a transcript of the gene dhrs13b.1, whose product is annotated as dehydrogenase/reductase (SDR family) member 13b.1. The record is from RefSeq and is a predicted model, not a curated record. Bases 332 to 1288 code for a protein of 318 amino acids. The transcript is spliced from 5 exons. Lineage: Eukaryota; Metazoa; Chordata; Actinopteri; Cypriniformes; Xenocyprididae.
UGUGGUUUUAUAAAUGUAUGUCCCAUGUAAACACAUGGGUCCUGCUCUAAUCCCCUGAAUUAAAGGAAUGUCCACUAUUAAAGAAAUAACAUUUAUGAGUUCCUCAGUUUUAAAAAUCUAAUCUUAUCUAAUCGCGUUUAUAGCCUUGUUAUUAUGAACCAAGUUCAUUUUAUGUUGUCUAAAAUUGCACACAUUACAAACCCAACUCGUCCGGUUCAUCCGGUUAGUGCAACAGGUGGAGUUUGGCAAGUAUGGAAACCCCAGAAUAGCUGUUUGGAUAUUGUGGAUUGUUACUUUCGUAUUCUUAUAUGUUGUAUAUUUGACGCUGAAAAUGUCAGAAGAGUUAUUGCUGAUCGCGGGUGUUGUGAUUGGGGUGCUGAUAAUAUUUCGUACAUAUGUACGUGGCGCGCGAUGCAAAAGCAAAGAAAAACUGCAUGGCAAGACGGUCAUCGUUACAGGUAGUAACACGGGCAUCGGUAGAGCCACAGCGGUGGAUUUAGCGCGGAGAGGCGCGAGAGUCAUUCUGGCCUGCCGUAACCAAACACGCGGCGAGGCUGCUGCGGCUGUCGUGCAAAGUGAGAGUGGGAGUAAAAAUGUGGUGUACAUGCAGCUGGAUUUGGCCAGUUUGAAAUCAGUGCGCUCCUUUGCAGAAACUUUUCUCAGGACCGAGAGAAGACUGGAUAUUCUCAUCAACAAUGCAGGGGUUUAUAUGCAGGGCACUACUGAAGAUGGUCUUGGUCUUAUGUUUGGCAUCAAUCACCUUGGUCACUUCCUCCUGACCAACCUGCUGCUGGACAGAUUGAAACAGUGCUCGCCAAGCCGCAUUGUCACCGUAUCCUCAUAUUUACAUAAUUAUGGUAACCUUGACUUUGACACUCUUCGCACCCACAAAGAGUUCGGAGUAGGUGAGUCUUCUAGGGAUGUCUUCAGGAUAUAUUCCCACAGCAAACUGUGCAAUGUGCUCUUCACACAUGAGCUCGCAAAGAGGCUACAAGGAACCCACGUGACCUGUUACAGCCUCCACCCAGGUGUUAUAAACUCUGAUUUGGGCCGUAAUAUGAAUAAAAUGUCUAGGAAGCUAUUGAAACCCAUCGUAGCUCUGUUCUUUAAGGACGUAGAGGCUGGUGCCCAGACAACUCUAUACUGUGCCGUGCAGGAGGGCAUUGAAGCCCUGAGUGGCAGGUAUUUCUCCAACUGUGCUGUGAAGAAACUGAAAGCCAAAGCUCAGGACGAUGCUGUGGCCAAAAAACUAUGGGAAGUGAGUGAGACAUUAAGUGGUCUGUCCUGAAACCACUCAGAGUCUAUGUUAUACUUAAUACACACAAGUGCAAUAACAUGAAUUAUAAAUUUAGCUACUUUAAUCAUCUGUUUUACAGAUUGAUAAAAAGAACAUGAGACCUAUAUCUCAAGUUAAAUUGGGCUUAGCUUGUAGUACCUGACUUUGUUUAAAACAGAUGAUGAGUUUACAUUGUUGUAAUUUUCACUUGAAAUAAAAGUUUAUUUGGAAAGAUUGCAUUGUUAUUCAAGUAUAUAUUUGUGAAAUACAU